This is a messenger RNA of Gracilinanus agilis (Agile Gracile Mouse Opossum), 1933 nucleotides long. RefSeq names its product cholinergic receptor nicotinic beta 1 subunit (gene CHRNB1). The record is from RefSeq and is a predicted model, not a curated record. The transcript has 6 exons. Gene Ontology annotation, molecular function: transmembrane signaling receptor activity; neurotransmitter receptor activity; extracellular ligand-gated monoatomic ion channel activity. Gene Ontology annotation, biological process: monoatomic ion transmembrane transport; signal transduction; chemical synaptic transmission. Gene Ontology annotation, cellular component: membrane; neuron projection; synapse. Lineage: Eukaryota; Metazoa; Chordata; Mammalia; Didelphimorphia; Didelphidae. The coding region runs from base 690 to 1706 and encodes 338 amino acids.
GAGAUGGAAGGUCCUGGGUGUGGUCUCAGGCACUGCCUAACUAUAUAUGACUUUGGACUAGUCACUUCAGUUACCUAGUUCUCAAUGUUCUUCUGAUGCUCAUUAUUGAUUCUAAGACAGAAAGUAAGGGUUAGAGAUAAAUAUGAUAUCUGUAUAUACUUUUUGAUCUCAUCUUACCCUUCAGCAAUGAUGGAAACUUCGAUGUCUCUCUAAAUAUUCACGUGUUGGUAACCUCAGACGGCUCAGUGCAUUGGCUGCCCCCUGCCAUUUACCGAAGCAGCUGUAGUAUCCAGGUCCUUGUCUUCUAGCCCCUUCUUCAUCCGGAUGGAGCAAUGAUUCAGCAAUAAAUCCCCAAUCCAGUGACCUGCCCCAGCUACCACAAGUCACUCCCCAACUAACUUCAAAUCUUUCCCAAGGACCAUUCUCAGUGAUUCUCAGUCCUUCAGUAAUCCCUUCUCCAAGCUUCAGUCCUUCUGACCUUCCCAAUAACCUUCCCUAAUGCUAUAUCUAUCUAUCUCCUUUAAAGUGGCCCUUCCCAGUGGCCUCUAGUCCCAGUAGUCCCAGUGACCCAAUGACCCCUGUCAGUGACUCCCACUCUUCAUCCUGACUGGUAGCUGGGGAAUAUCUCUGAUGGUUCCUCUUUCACCCUUCAGGUCACAUACUUCCCUUUUGACUGGCAGAAUUGUACUAUGGUCUUCAGUUCUUACAGUUAUGACAGCACUCAGGUCAGCCUGAGCCCAGGGCUUGGUCUGGAUGGACAGCAGAGGAAUGAGAUAUACAUCCAUGAGAGAAACUACAUUGAGAAUGGUCAGUGGGAAAUAAUCCAUAAAUCCUCAAGACUGAAUGGCCCCUCAGGACAAGGACAAGGAGGCAAGGAAGGAGAGCGCCAGGAUGUCACCUUCUAUCUCAUCAUUCGAAGGAAGCCACUCUUCUACCUGGUCAAUGUCAUAAUUCCCUGUGUGCUCAUCACUCUCCUUGCCAUUUUUGUCUUCUACCUGCCCCCAGAUGCUGGAGAGAAGAUGACACUGUCCAUCUUUGCCCUGCUGACCCUGACAGUGUUCCUGCUGCUGCUGGCCAGUAAGAUUCCUGAGACAUCCCUAGCUGUUCCCAUUAUCGUCAAGUACCUGAUGUUCACUAUGAUUCUGGUCACCUUCUCAGUCAUACUCAGUGUUGUUGUCCUCAACUUGCAUCACCGGUCUCCUCAUACCCACCAAAUGCCCCUUUGGAUCCGUCAGAUCUUCAUCCACAAACUCCCCUGGUACUUGGGGAUGAAGAGGCCCAAGGUAGAAAAAACAUUGAAGCCCGAUUCUCCAGUCCUGGCACUCAGGGACUCUCCAAGCGGCGGCUGGGAUCGAGCCACAGACGAAUAUUUCAUCCGGAAGCCUCCAGGGGAUUUCUCUAAAACCAACAGGUAUCAACCUGAGCUUUCAAACCCUCCGGACCUUCGGCGUUUUAUCAAUGGGGGUCCAAGCGGGAGUCAGAGGCUGCCCCUGGAGCUACGGGAGGUAGUGACCUCCAUAAGCUACAUCGCUCGGCAGUUGCAGGAGCAAGAGGACUAUGAAGACCUGAAGGAGGAUUGGCAAUAUGUGGCUAUGGUGGUGGACCGCCUCUUCUUGUGGACCUUCAUUAUUUUCACCAGCGUGGGAACACUCUUUAUUUUCCUGGACGCCUCCUACCACCUGCCCCCUUCCGAACCCUUCCCCUAAAUAGAUCCUGAUCCCCAAGAGUAGCAGGUGUGAAAUAUACUUGCAGGAGCCCUAUGCCUACCUAUAUUGUUUUACCCUCAGUUUAUUCGAUGGGGAUCUAGGAUCCACCUCUCCCCCCAAUUAAAAACUUCCGAGAAAUGCCUCAAUCUUGUUUCUAUAAAUCCUACCCGCCAGCUCACAGUCUUUUUGUGUAUAACAUGUGCUUAAUAAAUAUUUGUUCUAAGUUG